GCGCGGCCGAUUCCGCUCCUCAGAGUCGGCCUCUGCGGCUUGAAUGGCGACGCGUCUUGUUUUCGUGGCGGCGUGCUUGGGGGCCGCGGCAGCCGCCGAAGCUGCUACCAACGGGACGGCAACGGUCGCGACUGCUACGGCUCCGGCGGGGCACGGAAGCCACAGCCAGGGGGUCGCACCGGGGCCUGCCGGCGCCGCCACAACCGCCCCGCCCGGCUCCUCCUCGUCGUCUUCGGGUCUGUUCGGGCUGGGGCUGCCGGCCCUCCGGCGCGCCCUCUUUGUCUUCAUAGCCCUCGCCGCCCUGGCCGUCCUGUAUUACCUCGGCGGUCGAGUGUUCCGCACAAGGAAGCCUGCACGGAAAAAAUACGGUCUUCUCUCUAACUCUGAAGAUAACAUGGAGAUGGGUUCUCUGGAAAGUGAUGAAGAUACACUAUUUGAAACAAGGAAUCUGAGGCGAUGAUGACGGGACCCAGCGGCUCGACGGCCGAGACGCGCCCAGAGAGAGAGCCGACCUACCGUCCAAAGCUCCGCCUUUCUCGAUUUCCUGAUUUUUCGUAUGAACUUUUUCAAGCUGCUCAUGAUGCUGCUUAGUGGUACAACCCCCCCCUUUUUUUCUUCCGAGACGAUCCAAGAGGAGUGCUGGCACCCCCUCUUGAUGGACAUGAUGAAUGUGGCCAAUGGGAACGUAAACUGCGAAAAAAUGGGGGGAGGGAGGGGGAUCUGGCGAGGAGGGACAGGCCUUCAUAUCCUCCAGAGAACGACAAGGCGAGGAGUGACGUGAAGAGGCCGUCAUCUCUGGAUGCCAGCCUGGGGGCAGGGAUCCCCAUAGGCUCAUUCGUGUGGUCACCAACAGGUACCAUCCAUUUUAGCUUUAGAACCAGCUGUGGUAUUUGCAGCUGGCACCCGCUCUACAGGCCGGAGAGCUCAGGCACGCCGUGACCAAAGGGAAGCCAGCUUCCCUGCAGCCCAGCAGCUGUUUUGAGUUUGGGAAGUUUUACAGAGAAUAAAGAGAGAGAGCCUGGGCCAUACCCGGAACCCAGUGUUGGUUUGCUCUUUCGGGUCUGUGCACGGUACCCGGAACGGCCUUGGUAAUAGUUUCAAGUCGUGUACUUGAAGGGGGCGGUGGGGGCGGAGGAUGGGGGGGGAAGUGAGGCUGCCCCCAAAAUUGCCGCUGGGUGCUUUGGGGGUUUGCAACUUUGGGCUGGUUGAGUAAGGUAGCAGGGAACUGGCAGGUCGUGCCCAAGAUCUUGGUGUCGGCUGGCGCCAAAGCUGAUAACAAGGCCACAACGGGUGCCUAGCGAGUGAAGAAAUCUGGUGACAAAUAGCCAAAGCUAAUGGUGAUGUGCCUCUCUAGUAAAAUAAGAGGGUGAUGUGAUAUGCUUCCACCUUCAUUCUGCAGCAGAAUGCCGUGUGUGACAUUCCAGAUGUGCCGGUCCAAGCUAGCCAGUCAAAAUUAGCUUCCUUGCCACAGAUGUGUAGCUGGGCUCUUCUCUCUCCUCCUGCCUCCAUGAAGGAUUACAAGUUCAGCUACACUGUGACCAAGUGGAGCGAUACAACUUAACAUGUAUUAGUCUGAGCUCUAAUCCCUUUCUUGGCAAUAAUUGCAACCUUUCCUGUUUUGUGUCCUCGUGUGUAAUGAACCGCCUUUUAAAAAUACAUUCUGAUUAUACAAGAGACACACUUCGGAAUGGGACAACCCCUGGUGAAGUAAGGGUUUGGGGUUCUGUGUGUGUGUGUGUGUGUGUGUGUGUGUGUGUGUAAUUAGCAGAAGUCCUGCUUUGGUCCUGCAAGGGAGGGAAGCGUUGGAUCCUCCCUUUUAAAAAUCCUUCAUUUGUCUUUGGGACUCAAGAGACAAGCGCCGUUUAAAGGACCAGAACUCUCAUACAAGCUUGUCUCCGAUGCUCUCUGGGACCACUUGGGUGGAGGUGGAGGAAAUGCCGCCUGCUUUUGAAAUUUAUUCUGAGAUUUAGUCUUUUUUUUAAAAGCGUUUUUAAAAAAACGACCCUACAUUACUAAUCUGUUCUUAAACUAUGAUUCCUGCACAUGUUUUGUUUUGUACAUUUCAUAUUCUCAAGAAUAAAAAUCCAGCAAAUGUUUAG
Messenger RNA from Gekko japonicus, 2099 nucleotides. It is a transcript of the gene FAM174C, whose product is annotated as chromosome unknown open reading frame, human C19orf24. The record is from RefSeq and is a predicted model, not a curated record. Bases 44 to 460 code for a protein of 138 amino acids. Gene Ontology annotation, cellular component: extracellular region. The transcript has 3 exons. NCBI's taxonomy places the organism in Eukaryota, Metazoa, Chordata, Lepidosauria, Squamata, Gekkonidae.